CGGCUCCCGCUCCCGCUUCCGCCGUUGCCACCGCGCCUGGCUAGGCCCGACAGGCCGUUCCGAGGACCGCGACCAAGAGAGAGGGACGCCGACAGCCAGCCAUGGCCGAAACGGCGCCCGCCCUGGCUCCCGAGAGGGACAAAUGCCCCGGGGCCCAGCAGCCUUCGACACCUUCCAUGCCCCAAGCGGCUGCUGAGAACAACUCCUAUCUCUACUCCACUGAGAUCACACUGUGGACAGUAGUGGCCGCCAUUCAGGCCUUGGAAAAGAAGGUCGAUUUCUGCCUGAACCGAAUGCAGAGCCUGGAGGGACGUGCGGGGACAGCCGAGAAGAAGCUGGCCGACUGCGAGAAGACGGCCGUGGAGUUCGGCAACCAGCUGGAGGGCAAGUGGGCCGUGCUGGGCACGCUGCUGCAGGAGUACGGGCUGCUGCAGCGGCGCCUGGAGAACGUGGAGAACCUGCUGCGCAACAGGAACUUCUGGAUCCUGCGGCUGCCCCCGGGCAGCAAGGGGGAAGUCCCCAAGGUGCCCGUGACCUUUGAUGAUGUGGCCGUGUAUUUCUCGGAGCUGGAGUGGGGCAAGCUGGAAGACUGGCAGAAGGAGCUCUACAAGCAUGUGAUGAGGGGCAACUACGAGACGCUGGUCUCGCUGGAUUACGCUGUCUCAAAGCCAGACCUCCUCACCCGCAUAGAGCGGGGAGAGAAUCCUUGUCCUGAAGAGCAGUGGGGCCAGGAGGAGAGUGAGAAGACUGCACGGCCAUCGGAACCAGGUGCGGGCCUCCCUCUGUGCCCGGAGCGCAUUCUCGGCCCUGCCAGUCCUGCCCACAAGGAGUCCGCACAUGGGCAGGCUCCUGAGCUGCAGCAGCAUUCAGAGGCGAGAGUGACCCCAUGCGAGCCAGGCACUGGAGGUGUCGUGACCAUCAAGACAGAAGUGCUAUCAGAGGAUGAGCUGUCGCCAGAGCAGAUCUCCCUGGGGACUCCGAGCCAGCCCACCUAUCAAAUCCCCGAAGGGCCCAGGAGCAAGCCCCGGGGCCCCAGCCAACAUCCUGCUGAUAGGGUGCCGAGGGUGCGGGUGGCCGAGCUGCGGUCACCGGGGGCUGUGGGCCAAGUGCCCCGCGUCCUGCCCCGUCGGCGAGAACGGACCUUCCCCUGCCCUGACUGCGGCCAGAGCUUCCGCUUGAAGAUCAACCUGACAAUUCACCAGCGGACACAUGUGGAGAAGGAACCCAGGGAGACUCCGGGCAGCUCGGCCACUGAGUGGGGUGAAGCUGAAGCUCCCUCUGCCCUGGAGCCAGGGGAGGUGGUGGUGCCCGGGCCGGUCAUCCGCUGGCUCCCUGAGGAACCCCAGGGCCACGCCUUCACGGGCCACAAGCCGGCCACCUCCAAGGUGUACCACUGCAGCGAGUGCUUGCGCUUCUUCCAGCAGAAGAAGAGCUUGCUGCUGCACCAGCGGCUGCACACAGGCAACAGCCAGGGCUGGCCUGCCUGCCCCUACUGCGGCAAGGCCUUCCGCCGGCGCUCGGACCUCUUCCGUCACCAGCGCAUCCACACUGGUGAGCGGCCGUACCAGUGCCUGCAGUGUGGCCGGGCCUUCAACCGAAGCCACCACCUGGCGGUGCACAUGCAAACUCAUGCCCGAAGCCACACAGGCCUGCACUUCUCCACGUCCUCUGCCCACCACGGGAGUCCACCCCUGCCCAGUCCCAGCCACAUGGAGGAGGGCUGACCAGGCCGAACCCUGCCGGGACCCCUCUGGCACCGCCUGCCUUGCCUGGAGAG
Molecule: messenger RNA, 1777 nt
Organism: Ochotona curzoniae (black-lipped pika)
Lineage: Eukaryota; Metazoa; Chordata; Mammalia; Lagomorpha; Ochotonidae
Gene: ZNF783
Product: zinc finger family member 783
Exons: 7
Coding region: 102-1724 (540 amino acids)
Biological process (GO): regulation of DNA-templated transcription
Source: RefSeq, a predicted model, not a curated record